GGGAUUCAAGAAAGAAAGAAAGAAAGAGAAGCAUAUAUGUCUUCAAGGGGGAGAAAAAAAGCAGCUAUGCAACGCAUGUUGCAACAGCUUCGAACCGCCACAAAUUCCAGUGCUAUGAACAAAGCCUCUAUUAUCGUUGAUGCCACCAAAUACAUGGAAGAGUUGAAGCAAAAAGUGGAGGGAAUUAACUCAGAGCUAGGAACCGUUGGAUCUUCAUCAUCAACCUCCCAAGAUGAAUUACCAAUGGUCAUAGUAGAAACCCUAGAAAGGGGUUUUCUUAUUAAUGUGUUUUCAGAAAGGAAUUGCCCCGGUAUGCUUGUGGCAAUACUUGAGGCCUUUGAAGAACUGGGUCUUGAUGUUCUUGACGCUAGGGUUUCUUGUGAAGACAAUUUUCAGCUUGAAGCUGUGGGAGGAGAAGGUCAAGAUCAGAAGGAGAGCAUCGAUGCGCAAGUGGUAAAGCAAGCAGUGUUGCAAGCAAUCAAUAACAUGAAUUAAAGAUCAAUUUACAAAAAUGCGGAAAGAAAAAAAAAUAAUGUAGCGCUUUUGUUUUGUCCCACUCAUUUUCUAUAAUCUCGUUUUAAAUGUAAAACUUACGUAUCCAAGUGAAAGAAUCUAAUAAGUGAUAGUAAUAUUAUAUGUUUUAUUAAAAAAGAAAUAAGAAUAUU
Arachis stenosperma is the source of this 665-nucleotide messenger RNA. RefSeq names its product transcription factor SCREAM2-like. The record is from RefSeq and is a predicted model, not a curated record. Gene Ontology annotation, biological process: regulation of DNA-templated transcription. The transcript has 4 exons. Bases 37 to 495 code for a protein of 152 amino acids. Gene Ontology annotation, molecular function: DNA-binding transcription factor activity; sequence-specific DNA binding. Gene Ontology annotation, cellular component: nucleus. NCBI's taxonomy places the organism in Eukaryota, Viridiplantae, Streptophyta, Magnoliopsida, Fabales, Fabaceae.